AAACGUGAGGCACCAGCUGGUGAGAAGCCGGAACCUGUGAGGACUCACCUCCGUAACAUGAUCAUCGUGCCUAAGAUGAUUGGUAGCAUCAUUGGUGUCUACAACGGAAAGACCUUCAAUCAGGUUGAAAUUAAGCCUGAAAUGAUUGGUCACUAUUUGGCUGAAUUCUCAAUCUCUUACAAGCCUGUUAAGCAUGGUAGACCUGGUAUUGGUGCUACUCACUCCUCAAGGUUUAUUCCUCUCAAGUGAAGAUCAUCAUCAGAGCCCCUCGAUGGAAAGCUAGUUCGUCCAAUUGAUUAUGUUUAUGGGUUUAUGGGCUAUAAUAUACCAGUUCGGUACGUAUUCUACGAAUCCUAGUGUUUUUGGACCGAAACUUACGAAACAACGCGUAUUCGAAAUGUGAGUUAUGAAACGACAAUAUUUCUUUGUUUUUGCCGAAUUCGAAAAGGUGUUCUUUGCUUAAAACACAACUUCGGUACUUAUGAAACAAAACAUAGCGUGUUCGGAAGCUAGAAUACAAAAAAUAUGGAGUUUCGUAUUGUAGGAACCAAACUAAAUUAGUAUAAAAAAAUUAGGGGCAUUUUGGUAUUUUGGGGGGUUUAAGAGCAACUAGUCGGCCUAAAAAGCCAAUUUUAUGAGAUGGGUUGUGGAGGUAUGACAGUCUAUUGGGCCGUAAGUCCAAACCCAAUCACCCAACUGGCGCUAAUGGUAUAAACACGAAGCCGUCAGAGUGAAAUGGAGAGAAACCCUAGCAGCGAUACCCAUCCCAUCCGUGAGAAGUGAACCCUAGCAAGGAAGAAGAUCCAAGCCAGUGUUAUCGCAAUCAUGGCCGAUGUUGAACCUGAGGUAGCAGCACAAGGAGUGCCAAAGAAGCGUACAUUCAAGAAGUUCAGUUUCCGUGGAGUUGAUCUCGAUUCUCUCUUGGAUAUGAAGACUGAUGAACUCGUCAAGCUUUUCUCUGCUCGUGCCCGCAGAAGGUUUCAACGUGGUUUGACCCGUAAGCCUAUGGCACUCAUCAAGAAGCUCCGCAAGGCAAAACGUGAGGCACCAGCUGGUGAGAAGCCGGAACCUGUGAGGACUCACCUCCGUAACAUGAUCAUCGUGCCUAAGAUGAUUGGUAGCAUCAUUGGUGUCUACAACGGAAAGACCUUCAAUCAGGUUGAAAUUAAGCCUGAAAUGAUUGGUCACUAUUUGGCUGAAUUCUCAAUCUCUUACAAGCCUGUUAAGCAUGGUAGACCUGGUAUUGGUGCUACUCACUCCUCAAGGUUUAUUCCUCUCAAGUGAAGAUCAUCAUCAGAGCCCCUCGAUGGAAACUUUUCCAUGUUUUACUGCAACUAUUUAAAUAUUUGAUUUCUGCAUGAUAUUGUUUUGACAUUUAGGAUAUCAGUGAACUGAAGUUUUGGAUUUAUAUUAUGUCUAAAUGAGCUUUUUGAA
Messenger RNA from Trifolium pratense (red clover), 1434 nucleotides. Its product is annotated as 40S ribosomal protein S15-4-like. Gene Ontology annotation, cellular component: ribosome; cytosolic small ribosomal subunit. Gene Ontology annotation, biological process: translation; ribosomal small subunit assembly. Bases 826 to 1284 code for a protein of 152 amino acids. The transcript has 4 exons. Gene Ontology annotation, molecular function: structural constituent of ribosome; RNA binding. NCBI's taxonomy places the organism in Eukaryota, Viridiplantae, Streptophyta, Magnoliopsida, Fabales, Fabaceae. The record is from RefSeq and is a predicted model, not a curated record.